Molecule: messenger RNA, 4181 nt
Organism: Arachis duranensis
Lineage: Eukaryota; Viridiplantae; Streptophyta; Magnoliopsida; Fabales; Fabaceae
Product: disease resistance protein RUN1-like
Exons: 5
Coding region: 156-3917 (1253 amino acids)
Biological process (GO): defense response; signal transduction
Molecular function (GO): ADP binding
Source: RefSeq, a predicted model, not a curated record
AGUCAGGUCAAAAAGUCAACUAAAGUAGCUUCUGAACGGAGAUAGACAAGGCGGUUAUUCCGCUUUGCUUCCAAAUGUUCUAGUUCUUGAGUGAGAGCCAGUAUUCGAAGUUGCUAUUCUGUGACGAGUGAGUUCAGCAAAAACCAAAAAGUAAAAUGAGUUCAAAGAAUGACAGCACGCUACUCUCUGCCAGUUCUUCAGACAAAUCUGGCAAUAAGUCUAAGAAAUCCUCACUUAGGCGGAAAUUCAGGGCCCUACUGGGCUUUCCUAAACCUUCAGAUUCAAGCCCGUUGGGCCAUCCACACCUCGCUUCUACUUCUGCUAACGUCAUCGAAACUGCAGCACCUUCAUCUCGUCCUGUCUUCAAGUAUGAGGUGUUUCUCAGUUUCAGAGGCACUGAUACUCGCAACACUUUCGUUGAUCAUCUUUACAACAAUCUCAUCAGGAAAGGUAUCUUCACCUUUAUGGAUGACAAGAGGCUCGACAAGGGAGAGCCAAUUUCGUCGCAGCUCAUUCAAGCAAUUCGAGAUUCAAGGGUUUCAAUCGUCGUGUUCUCGAAAGAUUAUGCUGGUUCUGCAUGGUGUUUGGAGGAAAUGGCUACAAUAGCUGAAUGCAAGAAGGAAUCGGGACAGAAAGUUUUCUCCAUUUUCUAUGAUGUGGAUCCUUCUCAUGUUCGAAAUCAGAGAGGAGCGUAUGAAUCUGCAUUUUUGCAUGCAUUGAAAUACAAUCUUGACCGGGUUGCGAGGUGGAAAAGCGCAAUGACGAGCUUGGCCAAUUCGGUUGGUUGGGAUGUCAGAAACAAGCCAGAGUAUACAGAAAUUAAAGAAAUUAUUCAAAAGGUAGUGAAAACAUUGAACCACAGAUUCUCAGGGUUUGAUGAUGAUCUGGUCGGGAUACAACCCCGGGUAGAAAGAUUAGAAACGCUUUUAAAAUUAAGCUCAAAAGAUGAUAAUCCACGGGUUAUUGGAAUUUGUGGCAUGGGUGGUAUAGGAAAAACAACUCAUGCCAAGGUCUUAUAUGACAAAAUCUCUUACCAAUUCGAUGGUUGUUGUUUUAUUGAGAAUGUAAGCCAAAGUUAUAGAAAUGGAGGUGCUGUUAUUAUUCAAAAGCAAAUUCUUAAUCAAGCUCUAGAUGAACAAAAUCUAGAGAUGUUUGGUCACUUUGAGAUAUCUGGCAUUUUAAGAGAUAGGCUGUCUUGCAUAAAGGUUGUUAUAGUUCUUGACAAUGUUGAUGAACUGCAGCAAUUGGAGGAAUUGGCUAUAAGUCCUAAAUUACUUGGGAGAGGAAGUAGAAUUAUCAUCGUCACUAGAAAUGAGCAUAUUCUAAAAGUUUAUGGAGCAGAUGAAGUUGAUAAGGUUGCACUGUUGGAUGACGAUGAAGCUCGUGAACUUCUUUUAAGAAAAGCAUUCGGUGAUGAUGGUUCUAGCAGUAGCAAAUACAUGCAUCUAAUUCCUAAAAUACUGGAAUAUGCUCAAAAUCUUCCAUUAGCUGUCAAAGUAGUGGGUUCGUUGUUGCAUUCCCGAGAUGUUACCCAGUGGACUGAUGCCUUGAAAAGAAUGAGGAAAAUUCCAAACAAAAAUAUUAUGGACGUGCUUCAGAUAAGCUUUGAAGGAUUGGAAUUAUAUGAGAAAGAAAUAUUUCUACACAUUGCUUGUUUCUUUCAUGGAGAGAGAGAAGAUUAUGUAAAACAAAUUCUAGAUAGUUGUGGAUUACAUCCUCAUAUUGGAAUUCCAACUAUUAUGGAGAAAUCACUCAUAACCAUUAGAAAUCAAGAGAUUCAUAUGCAUGAAAUGUUACAAGAAUUGGGGAAGAAAAUUGUUCGGGAAAAAUCUCCAGAAGAACCAGGAUCAUGGAGUAGGUUGUGGCUUUAUCACGAUUUCUACCGUGUAUUGACUUCAGCAACGGGAUCUUAUAGUGUUAAAGCCAUAGUUUUGGAUCAGAAAGAGGAUGUUUCCAAAUAUAGUCAGCUGAGGAUUGAAGGAUUAUCAAAAAUGAUGGGUCUUAAGUUACUCAUAUUACAUCACAAGAAUUUUUCAGGAAGUCUUUAUUUUCUUUCUGACAACUUGCAAUAUAUUUCAUGGCAUGGCUACCCUUUCUCUUCUCUACCAGUAAAUUUUGAUCCACAUAGUCUUGUUGAACUAAAUUUGCGUGAUAGCAACAUCAAACUACUAUGGGAAAGCCCGAAGAGUUUCCCAUGUUUGAAAAAGAUGGAUUUGAGCAACUCGAAAGAUCUCGUGAAGACGCCAAAUUUUGAAUGGAUCCCAAAUCUUAAGUGGCUAGAUCUUUCAGGAUGCACAAAUCUAUCACAGGUUCACCCCUCAAUUGGACUUCUUACUCAACUUGCUUACCUCAGUUUGCGUAAUUGUAGCAAUUUGGUAAGCAUUGAUCUCAACACUGAAUAUAAGUUAUAUUCUUUGAAAGUUCUACACCUCUCUGGCUGCACAAAACUAGAGAACACCCCAGAUUUUACAGGGCUGUCAAAUCUGGAGUACCUUGACCUUGAAAAAUGUGUAAGUUUAUCCGCAGUUCAUGAAUCUAUUGGGGCUCUUGUAAUGCUGAAGUUCUUCAGUUUGAGAGGGUGCAUAAAUCUUGUCCAGCUACCUGCCAGUGUCAACAAUUUGACAUGUCUUCAAAAUCUAGAUUUACAUGACUGCUUCGAACUGAUGAAUCUUCCGCUAAGACAAAUAAGCAUGUUAUCCCCCUAUCUAAGAUAUUUGAUAUUUUUGGAUCUUGGAUCCAGCAAAAUAAAAGUAAUUCCCGAUGCUAUUGGAGCGCUAAAGUGCUUAGAAAGACUAAAUCUUCAAGGAAGCAGAAUUCAAUCUUUACCCGAAACCAUCAAGAGCCUUUCCUGCCUGGCAUAUUUAAACUUGUCAGGUUGCCAUGAGCUUGUUGAAUUGCAUGAUCUUCCAUUUAAGAGUGCUUCAUCAGGGGGAAGGUAUUUUAAGAAAGUAUCAGAAGCUCGUAAUCAUAGAUCGGGAUUAUAUAUUUUCAACUGCAGUAGGGUUAUGAAAUGCCACUGGAUGUUAGUUGCAAUUUCCUGGUUAGCAAGACUUGUUAAGGAACCCGGUCAUUUUCGAUGUGGUUUUGACAUUAUAGUACCUUUUAUGGGUAUUGAAAUUCCAAAAUGGUUUUUCCAUCAUCGAUUUGUAGGUGGCUCAAUAAUAAGGAUACUAAGCAUUGACACUGAUGUAAAUGAUUGGCUUGGUUUUGCCUUUUGUGUAACAUUUGAGGUGAACAAAAAUAGUCGAGCAAAUCCUGGCUCCUCCUCGAAGCUGCCACGCCCUUUGUAUCUUUCAUUUGAAAGUGAAAACACAGAAGAAUGCUUUGACUUGCCUGCUUGUUUAGAGAUGGAGAAGGAGCAUGUUGGUCCAAUAUCAACAUAUUGCUGGAUAAUCUAUAUCUCUCGUGCACACUGCCAUUUUGUGAAAACAGGAACCUGUAUCACGUUUAAAGCAUGCCCGGGCUUACAGGUGAAGGAAUGGGGCCUACGCAUGGUAUGCAUGGAAGAUAUAGUGUUGAUAAGGAGAGAAUUCCGUAAAAUGGAUUGUGAAGGUUAUGAUCCUUGGUUUCGUCGUGGUAUACAAGAAAUCUCUGAUCCGAUAAUCUGUCUUCCCCAUAAUUGUUUCUAUACUACGGAUGAGCAUGAGAAUGAGGGCUAUAAUAGAUUUGGGCCUAAAAUCCAGCUACCCUACAAUUGGUAUGUAACUGAUGAAGAGGAAAAGGAGAAUAUGGAUGCUAAGGCCAAGGAAAUUAAUCUUUACAAUCUUGGCCAUUCUUCCAUAGAGGAAGUGCAAGUUGUGAACGGCCAUUCUUCCUCGGAGGAAGAGGAAAGCAUGAAAAUGAAAGGCAAAGCAUUGCAGGUAGCCUUUGAUGAGGAAAGUGAUUGCUCUUACAUGAGUGAUUUAUCUCCGAGGUAAACUAUCCUUAAAAGGAUUACAGGUAAAUAAGUAAAUUCUCUUCUCCUACUUAAUUAUUCUUCUUUUACCCAGAUGCUUAUUGUUGUUUGGUACAUAAUUUAAGGUCACUUCAAUAGUUGCAUCGUUUUACAGAUCUGCUACCCCUUGCACAUGUGAAGAAGUAAAACUUGAAAAACAAUGCUUCACUGUUGCAGAUUUGGGUAGCUUGAAUAUGUUCUACCUUCUGCCUUAUCAAAAGGAUCGGGAAUUCCAUUCUUUUCUUUC